Messenger RNA from Morone saxatilis (striped sea-bass), 1119 nucleotides. RefSeq names its product lipopolysaccharide-induced tumor necrosis factor-alpha factor homolog. Gene Ontology annotation, molecular function: zinc ion binding. Bases 138 to 689 code for a protein of 183 amino acids. The record is from RefSeq and is a predicted model, not a curated record. The transcript is spliced from 4 exons. NCBI's taxonomy places the organism in Eukaryota, Metazoa, Chordata, Actinopteri, Moronidae.
AUAAAACCUCCUUGAAGGAAUAAUGUACAAAACAAUAAUGGAAAAUAUAGGUUUUAUAACAGAAUACACCAGCAAGAGUUACAUAUGAAUGAUCUCCUCUUUAUCACCAGCCUCCUGUUUGACUAGAUGAUUUUCUGAUGGAACCCCCUUCAUAUGAGGAGUCCCGUCUCCACCCUCCUGCUCUGAGCGCACAAGUAUUCAACAUACCUCCUCCCCCCUCCUAUGACGCCUCCCUCUCCCCCCCCUCUACACCUCCUCCCACCUAUGGGGAAGCAAUUACAAACCAGCCAGAUCCUUUUCCUGUCCUGACUCCGCCCAGGGUGCCACCUGCUGGUCAUUCACAAAGCACUGGACUCAUAAUCCAUCCACCCAUACAAGUUGGCGUAACGCCGUCUGUCAGUAGCAGACAAACUCAGCCAGUAGUCGUGACGCAGCCACAGCCUGUUCCUAUCACAGUGACAUGUCUGAGAGAAGCCCCUGGUUUGGUACACUGCCCACACUGCCACCACGUUGUCACCACUAAAGUCACCUACCAUCCUGGGAGGGCUGCCUGGUGCAUGUGUUGCCUUCUCACAGUGAUGGGGUUGAUCUGUGGUUGCUGUCUGAUUCCGUUCAUGGUACACAGCCUACAAGAUGCACAUCAUUCCUGCCCACAGUGUGGAAAACAGCUGCACACAUACACAAGAUGACACUGUCAGGAUUAAUAAGGCUCCUCUUGUCCUCAGUCCACCCAAAAUCUCAUAACACUCGUAACACAUUUUUGUCACAAUAUGGAUACAUAAGCUGGUUGUCAUAAGCUAGAAAUGUAAAUAGCUCACUGCUCACAUGCUACAUCUAAGGUGUAUACUGAACAUACUGAACAUAGAGAUGGACAGAGGAGGAGCAGGAACUUUUUGAGAAGUUUCUACAGAUGUUUUCAUACAAUUUUCACUAUAAAAAUAGAGUUGGAAUCCGCAGGAAUUCAAACUCACCACGGAUUUUUACAAUAGGACAAAACUCUAAUGUUUUAAAGUCUUUUUUGUGAUUCCAAAAAUAUUUACUAUUCAAUUUUUAAUAUGAUCUUUCUCAUCAUAUUCCAUCUCUGACAAUUCAGAUGGUAGGGUUGAGAUGUUUUACACA